CACCCCUCAUCCUCCCCGCGAGCUCACCAAAACCUCAAACCCCAGCCAGCCUGUCCGCCUCCACAGAAAAGUAAAGGCAGCAGGAGAGGGAGAGGAAAAAAUGGAGGUCCUCGUCUCCACCACCGCGGCCUCGGCUCCCUUAUCCUCCGCCCGCGUCCACCGCCGGCCGCUCACCCGCUCCGUGGCCUUCCGCGCCCCGGGCCGACGAGGCUGGCGCUGCCGCUCCGCCGCGCCGACCAGGCCCGACCCGGUGCCGUCCGAGGAGCCUGCGUCGGCGUCGGGGUCCGCGACCGCCACCACCGUCGUCACGGACAAGCCCGACGCGCCGGCUGCGGAGGAGAAGAGCGGGGAGGUCUCCGGUGGAUUUGUGGAGGUGAUGGUGGAAGAUGCGCCGGUGUCGUCGCCCGAGGAGGACGGCGGCGUGGACGACAUACUGGGCAAGUUGGACAUCCAAGUGACGCCCACUUCUGUCAUCCUCGGAGGCGGUGCUUUGAUUGCUCUGUUGGUCCUAUCUAAAAUCAUUUCUGCAAUUGAUUCCGUUCCCCUGCUUCCAAACGUGCUGGAAAUCGUAGGAACUGGCUACUCAGUCUGGUUCAUCACACGGUACCUCCUCUUUAAGGAAAGCAGAGACGAACUGUUUGCGAAAUUUGAAGAUCUGAAAAACAAUAUCAUUUGAGCAGGGGGAGAGUGAUGCGUUAGCAUACGUUUAGGCUUCACAGCCAGCUUAUUAUUUUAGGCCGUCUUCUUUUUUCAACUAUUGCUGGAAGAAAGAAACAAGUUGUGUUGUAAGCUGUUCCCUCUCAUCAACUGCAAUGGGAGAUCUGUUUACUAGUGUGCUUGCUCGA
Aegilops tauschii subsp. strangulata is the source of this 845-nucleotide messenger RNA. RefSeq lists its product as uncharacterized. The record is from RefSeq and is a predicted model, not a curated record. NCBI's taxonomy places the organism in Eukaryota, Viridiplantae, Streptophyta, Magnoliopsida, Poales, Poaceae. Gene Ontology annotation, cellular component: thylakoid; chloroplast thylakoid membrane.